CUGGCCACUCUAGAACUUUGAUUAAUUGUCUCAAAAAAAAAGCGGCGUGCAAGUUUUAACUGAGAAGAUUUUCAUUCAAUUUAUAAAAAUGGGUAAUAGGUUUACUAGCAUGUUUGGAAAUCGAAAUGCGAAUGAUUCCAACCAGUUGUACUUAGAAGUGCAUAAUGGCCGCAUAAUCUGUCGACGAGUGACAAUUAUCGAUCAUCAUAGUGAUUUGGUACAUCGUCAAUAUGAAAAUUUGUAUCUUUCUGGGAACACCUAUUUGCGUGGUCGUGUUCGUGGUCUUCGAAAUGGGCCUCGUCGAGGUGUUAAUGGUACCUAUGCCCGUAGCCUUGGCAGGAGCCAUGUACGCAAUGGCAUUCAGAGAUCUAACCCAUGUCGGGCCGCUGUUUUAGCUCCCGCACCCGUACUGCGGAUGCAAGAUGGCAUCGAAUUCGGACUGGAUUCCAAUGAGCAGGGAGGAAAUUCAUCCAAUGGUCGUCGCAAUCAGCAGGCAGGAAAUUCAUCCAAUGGUCGUCGCAAUCAGCAGGAAAGAAAUUUGUCCAAUAUGCUCUACCGAGCCCGUCGCGAAGAUCUUCAAGAGGUUUACAUUGAGGUGCUGUCUGCAUCGGAUGAGGAAUUCGAAGACGCCCAGGCACCUUCCUAAAACCAUAAACCAGGAUUUCUAAACUCCAGACGAAUUCGGAAUGGAGUAAAAAUUAGAAAUCUAAAUAACUUUAAAAUAUGGAAUGAGUCUCUGAAGUGCCAUUUUCGAAUUCAAUUAAAGAAUUACAAUUUG
This is a messenger RNA of Drosophila elegans, 778 nucleotides long. RefSeq lists its product as uncharacterized. The coding region runs from base 89 to 646 and encodes 185 amino acids. The transcript has 3 exons. The record is from RefSeq and is a predicted model, not a curated record. Lineage: Eukaryota; Metazoa; Arthropoda; Insecta; Diptera; Drosophilidae.